AUGUCCGCUGAAGCCAAGUACUCUACUGAAGUUCUCUCUCAGUUGUUGAGCAAGUUACAAGUUGCUGACGACAAGGAAGAAGCUGCUGCUAAUGUUGCUUCAUUCUUGAACUCUUCAAUUGUUGAACACGAUGUUCCAGUUGAAUUUUUCACUGACUUGAAGGCCCAAAUCAAGGGUAAGUCAGCUGAAAAUGCCAUUGCUGCUUUGACUGCCUUAAACCACAUCACCACUGAUAUCAUUCCAUCUGUUGAACCAUAUGUUGUUGACUUAGUUCAAGAUGUCUCUACCAAGGCUGGUGACAAGAACAAGGAUAUCCAAGCCGCUGCUUCAGUUGCUUUAUUAUCUAUUGCUAAGUCUAUCACCCCAACCGCCAUCAAGGUUAUCUUGCCAAAGCUUACCGAGAACUUGUCUUCCACAAACAAAUGGACUGAAAAGGUUGCUAUCUUAGCCGCUAUUUCCCAAUUGGUUGACACUGCUAAGGGUCCAAUUGCCUUGAGAAUGCCUGAAUUGAUCCCAGUUCUUUCCGAAGCUAUGUGGGAUACCAAGAAGGAAGUUAAGGAAGCUGCCACCAAGACUAUGACCAAGUCUACUGAAACCAUCGAUAACAAGGAUAUUGAAAAGUUUAUUCCAAAGUUGAUUGCUUGUAUUGCCAAGCCAACUGAAGUUCCAGAAACCGUUCACUUGUUAGGUGCUACUACCUUCGUCUCUGAAGUUACCAUGGCUACCUUAUCUAUCAUGGCCCCAUUACUUUCUAGAGGUUUAGCUGAACGUGAAACUGCUAUCAAGCGUAAGGCUGCCGUCAUUGUUGAUAACAUGUGUAAGUUGGUCGACGACCCUCAAGUUGUUGCUCCAUUCAUGGACAAGUUGUUACCAGCUUUAAAGGCUAACUUUGCCGUCAUUGCUGACCCAGAAGCUAGAGAAGUUACCCAAAGAGCUCUUAACACCUUAAAGAGAGUUGGUGCCGUUGGUGAUGACGAUGUUAUCCCAGAAGUCUCUACUGCUGGUGAUAUCCCAGUCACCCGUGGUGUCUUUGAUGAAUUAACCAAGGACCAAAAGAUCGGUGCUAGAUUCGACGUUGCCGUCAACUACAUUGCUGGUAUUGCCGGUGACUUGAUUGAUGAACGUGACAUCCACCCAGACUCUUGGACCAAGAACUUGUUACCUUUCUCUACUAUUUUCUUACACGAAAAGGAAGCCAAGGAAAUCAUUGAAGAAUACAGAAAGAGAGCCAUUGACAACAUCCCAGAACCACCAAGUUUCGAAGAUGAAGAAGAUGAAGGUGAAGAUUUAUGUAACUGUGAGUUCUCAUUAGCUUACGGUGCUAAGAUCUUAUUGAACAAGACUCAAUUCAGAUUAAAGAGAAACAGAAGAUAUGGUCUCUGUGGUCCUAACGGUGCCGGUAAGUCUACCUUGAUGAGAGCUAUUGCUAACGGUCAAGUUGAAGGUUUCCCAACCCAAGAUGAAUGUAAGACUGUUUACGUUGAACACGAUAUCGAUGGUACCCAUGAAGACACCACCGUCACUGAUUUCGUCAUCCAAGAUGGUGAAGUUGGUUUAACCAAGGACGUUGUCGUUGACAAGUUGAGAGAAUUCAACUUUUCCGAAGAAAUGAUCAACAUGCCAAUUCAAUCCUUAUCUGGUGGUUGGAAGAUGAAGUUAGCUUUAGCUAGAGCCGUCUUAAAGAACGCUGAUAUCUUAUUGUUAGAUGAACCAACUAACCAUUUGGAUACUGUCAACGUUGCUUGGUUAGUCAACUACUUGCAAACCUGUGGUAUUACCUCUAUUAUCGUUUCUCAUGAUUCCGGUUUCUUGGACAAUGUUACCCAAUACAUUAUCCAUUACGAAGGUUUCAAGUUAAGAAAGUACAAGGGUAACUUAUCUGAAUUCGUCAAGAAGUGUCCAUCUGCUCAAUCUUACUACGAAUUAGGAGCCUCUGACUUGGAAUUCUCUUUCCCAGAACCAGGUUUCUUAGAAGGUGUUAAGACCAAGCAAAAGGCUAUCGUUAAGGUUAACAACAUGACUUUCCAAUACCCAGGUACUACCAAGCCUCAAAUUAGAGACAUUAACUUCCAGUGUUCUUUAUCUUCUAGAAUUGCUGUUAUCGGUCCAAAUGGUGCUGGUAAGUCUACUUUGAUUAAUGUCUUGACCGGUGAAUUAUUGCCAACUGAAGGUGAUGUUUACGUGCACGAAAAUUGUAGAAUUGCUUACAUUAAGCAACAUGCUUUCGCCCAUAUCGAUAACCACUUAGACAAGACUCCAUCUGAAUAUAUCCAAUGGAGAUUCCACACUGGUGAAGAUAGAGAAACUAUGGACAGAGCUUCUAGACAAAUCAACGAAAGUGAUGAAAACGCCAUGAACAAGAUCUUCAAGGUUGAAGGUACCCCAAGAAGAGUCCAAGGUAUUCACGCUAGAAGAAAGUUCAAGAACUCUUACGAAUACGAAUGUUCUUGGAUGUUAGGUGAAAACAUUGGUAUGAAGAACGAAAGAUGGGUUCCUAUGAUGUCCGUUGAUAACACUUGGUUACCAAGAGGUGAAUUAAUGGAAACUCACUCUAAGUUAGUCGCUGAAGUUGAUAUGAAGGAAGCCUUAGCUUCCGGUCAAUUCAGACCAUUAACCAGAAAGGAAAUCGAAGAACAUUGUGCUAUGUUGGGUCUUGAAGCCGAAUUAGUUUCCCACUCCAGAAUUAGAGGUUUAUCCGGUGGUCAAAAGGUUAAGUUAGUCUUAGCUGCUUGUACCUGGCAAAGACCUCACUUGAUCGUCUUGGAUGAACCUACUAACUAUUUAGAUAGAGAUUCUUUAGGUGCUUUAUCCAAGGCUAUCAAGGCUUUCGAAGGUGGUGUUGUUAUCAUUACUCACUCUGCUGAAUUCACCAAGGAUUUGACUGAAGAAGUCUGGGCUGUCUUAGACGGUAGAAUGACUCCAUCUGGUCACAAUUGGGUCCAAGGUCAAGGUGCUGGUCCAAGAUUGGAAAAGAAGGAAGAUGAAGAAGACAGAUUCGAUGCUAUGGGUAACAAGCUUGCUGCUGCUAAGAAGAAGGUUAAGUUAUCUUCUGCGGAAUUAAGAAAGAAGAAGAAGGAAAGAAUGAAGAAGAAGAAGGAAUUAGGUGACGCAUACGUUUCAUCUGAUGAAGAAUUCUAA
Dujonia railenensis is the source of this 3138-nucleotide messenger RNA. NCBI's taxonomy places the organism in Eukaryota, Fungi, Ascomycota, Pichiomycetes, Serinales, Debaryomycetaceae. The record is from the annotation of a GenBank genome assembly.